AAAAAAAGGCAAAUCCCCUCUCAUUUUUAUGCGUUUCUUUCUGUAUGAUUCCCUCCCCAUCACUCCCGCUUCCAAAAUCCUAACAAAAUCACAACUUUUCAUUAGGGUUUGUGAUUUAACCGAAAUCAAAUUUCGUUUAAAUUUUGUACAAGCUACCUGUUUUUCAAAUUUUCUUUCCGCCCAACUUCUUUUUUUUGCUUUGGUUCGGAAAAACUCUCCCCCUUUCUCUCCGUUUUCGAUUUUGUAGCAAUGCAAAUCAGCUGAUUUGUUGAAAGUUUUUUCUCCCGCUGAGCCCUUUCGAUUAAUUGGGUUUAAGUUAUUCUAUUUUCUCAGUUCUCGUUCAUACAUAAAUUAGGGUUUCACUCCUGGAUUCAAUUGAAUUUCGGAUUUUGCCGCGCUUCUAUUCAAUUGAAUACAUUCGCCACACACACACACACAUAGUUGUUCGGCGGAGCUGAAAGUGGCGGUGGCGGUGGGAUGAAUAGUGUGUUCAGUGAACAGAUUCUUGCUGACAAGCUUUCGAAGCUCAAUAGCACUCAGCAAUGCAUUGAGACUUUAUCGCACUGGUGUAUAUUUCACCGAAGCAAAGCAGAGCUAGUGGUUACAACAUGGGACAGACAAUUCCGCAGUUCAGAAAUAGCCCAGAAAGUGCCUCUUUUAUAUCUUGCAAAUGACAUCUUACAGAACAGCAAGCGUAAAGGCAAUGAAUUCGUUACCGAGUUCUGGAAAGUUCUUCCUUCAGCACUCAAAGAGUUAGAGAGUAAAGGCGAUGAUCGUGGAAAGAAUGUGGUGUCUAGAUUGGUUGGGAUAUGGGAAGAAAGAAGAGUUUUUGGUUCUCAAGCUAAAAGCCUUAGAGAUGCGAUGCUUGGAGAAGAAUUACCUCCACCUUUAGAGCUCAGGAAGAAACGGUCUCGCUCUGUCAGAAUAGUUAAAAAGGACUCACGUUCUAUAAAGACGAAACUGAGCAUUGGUGGUACAGCAGAGAAAAUUGUUUCAGCAUUUCACUCGGUGUUCAGUGAACACAACAGUGAAGACGAAGAAUUGAGUAAAUGCAAGUCUGCUGUUCAUCGUGUGAAAAAGAUGGAGAAAGAUGUUGAUGUGGCCUUAACAAAAGCCAAAGAUCCAUCGCGCAAGACCCUAGCCAAAGAGUUGGAGGAGGAAGAAAGUACAUUGAAGCAAUGCAUUGAAAAACUUAAAGAAGUUGAAAACAAUAGAGCCGCCCUCGUUGCUCAGUUGAGGGAUGCACUUCACGAGCAGGAAUCUGAACUGGAGAAUGUUCGGACACAGAUGCAGGUUGCACAGGCACAAGUAGAAGAAGCCACACACAUGCGAAAACAAUUGAAUGAAGAUCGCGUAUUCGACUCAAAACCAUCAACAACGCCAACAGACGCCAAUCCCAACUCGGAGCAAUCAUCAAAAAAAUCCGCUGCUGCAAUUGCAGCUGAAGUUGCAGAUAGGCUAGCAGCCUCGACAUCCUCCCAGUAUAUCAUGACAUCGGUUCUCUCCUCAUUUGCUGCCGAAGCAGCUAAAGGUGCUGGGCUGACGCCAUCAUCAACCUCAACGACUUCUUUCUCAUCAACACAGAGCAAUCCCAUGUCAAAAUCCGAAAACCCGCCUGUUUCAGAUCCUAAAGCUUACAUGGCUGCGCAGAUAAACCCUUCACAAAACCCUUAUCAAACCGUCAUGGCUCAGCCCUCGAUGCAAGUUCCCAACUCUCAAGCCCUCUAUCACUCAGUACCUAACCAGCCUUCUAUGCAGUAUAUGCAGCCUGGUUCGUAUGAUUAUAGUGGCUUGAGUCCUAUGCCGCCUGGGCCUCCUCCACCGGCCCCUCCAUCAUACAUGGUUAACCCGAUGGUGCAAAUGCUGCCAAUGGGGCAUCAGCCAUCAACAGUACCUCAGCAGCAACCCAUGUCGGUAUCUCAACAGCAACCGCCUCCGCCUGCAGGCUUUCGCCCUCUAGCUCCUAUUCAGGCACCCGGAAUGGUAUAUUUUUCACACCCUUACCGAUUGCAGUGAUGUGCUGACAUUUGUAGUCGUCAAAAGGCUUCUUGUAAACUUGAAAUUUUGUUGUGAGAUUUAGUAGACAUCAAUAGCAGUGUAUCAUUUUGCUUUGGACAAUAAUAGGCUUUUCAGUUUUAUACUUUAA
Messenger RNA from Salvia hispanica, 2146 nucleotides. RefSeq lists its product as uncharacterized. The record is from RefSeq and is a predicted model, not a curated record. NCBI's taxonomy places the organism in Eukaryota, Viridiplantae, Streptophyta, Magnoliopsida, Lamiales, Lamiaceae. Gene Ontology annotation, biological process: mRNA 3'-end processing. Gene Ontology annotation, molecular function: RNA polymerase II complex binding.